This is a messenger RNA of Lycium ferocissimum, 558 nucleotides long. RefSeq lists its product as uncharacterized. The record is from RefSeq and is a predicted model, not a curated record. Lineage: Eukaryota; Viridiplantae; Streptophyta; Magnoliopsida; Solanales; Solanaceae. Bases 1 to 558 code for a protein of 185 amino acids. Gene Ontology annotation, molecular function: zinc ion binding; nucleic acid binding. The transcript has 3 exons.
AUGGUGGCUGAGAUGGAGGACAGAGUUUAUCGUUUCAUGGUCGGUCUAGGGCCACAUCUGAUUGAUAAAUGUACGACAGCUGCAUUACAGCCGGGCAUGGAUAUUUCUCGCAUACAGGCAUACGCGCAGAAUAUGGAGGACCGUAAGCGUCAGUGGAGUGCAGAGUGGAGUUCACCUUUGGGGUUUUCAGGCCCUAGGUUUGAUCGGCCUUCUUAUUCCAGAGCGGGUCAGAAUUCUAGAGCUUCAGAUGCUUGCUAUGCUUGUGGUCGGCCAGGUCAUGUGAUGAAGGAGUGUUCGUCGAGAGGUAGUGUAGAUAUUGUUCAGCCUAUAGGGUCUAUAGCUAGUUCUUCUUCAUCUAUACACCCUCCAAAGCAAGGUUCUCAGUUACUAGCAGGACGUGGUAGAGGGAGGAGUAGAGCAUUGAGUUCGAGCAGUCUUCAGAACCGUAUUUAUGCACUAGCUGGUAGACAGGAUCACGAGUUGUCACCCGAUGUAGCCACAGGUACAUUUCCCCAUUUAGGCCUUGAUGAUUUUUGUAUUGGUGGGAUUAGAUGCUAA